GUUGCACGCAUCCACAUAGCAGAAAACAAAAGGAAGACGAAGUACCAGUACUACUUCCCAAAGGCACCAGAAGAGAAACUGAGAAAGAAAGAAAACCUACCAAAGCGCCUAAACCCAUUUUCAAGCAAUGAAGAUACAAAAGAUGGUUCCAAAAAUGGUUCUUGAGUCUUGAGUUGCAUCCUCUUUCAAACAGAAGCAGCAGCCAAUUGGAGCACAAGGUGUCUGUGUCUACUGAAAUUUCAAUUCUUGAGCUGUGUAUUGUGUGUUUAAUCAGCUGAAUUCGUAGGAUUUGGGUUGGGAACAGAGACUUAGAACUCAAAAGUCUGUGUCUUUUCUUGUUGUAUAGCAUUGUGGGGUGGGUGGUCUCUGUUUCAAGCUCAGUUGGUUUGGAAUUUGAAGUGAAUCCAUUUGUAAUUUGUGGUCUGAGAGUCUUUUGGGGGUGUGUGGGGUUGUUCUUGUUCUUGAAAACUGGAGGCUUUUGGGUUCUUGGGUUUUUGGGUAUCUUUGUUAGUGUUGAUUUUGUUAGAUGAAGGCCAUGCCCCUACCCUUUGAGGAGUUUCAAGGGAAGGGGGUGUUAGAUUUCUCAUCUGAUUCUUCAGAUUUGUUAGCUUCACCAGCACCACAGGGCCACCAUCAGCAACCUCAAAAGUGGAAGGAGAAUUGCUAUGUGGGCAGCACUGAGCCCACUUCUGUUCUCGAUACCAGAAGAAGCCCAAGCCCUCCUACAUCCUCUUCAACUCUGUCUUCUUCUCACGGCAGCGGCGGUGGAAGUGGGUCUACAGAUACCACCCCUACCACCGGCGUGGCGGCUGCGGCUCCGGCAGAAAACAAGCCAUCUGAAGCAGGUCUAGAAGAAGCAAAAUGUGGACCACCACUUGGAAUGGAGGACUGGGAGAGUGUGCUGUCUGAGUCACCAGGUCAAGAGCAGUCCAUUCUUAAGUUGAUGAUGAGUGACAUUGAAGACCCAUCUCUUGGAUUGAACAAGCUGUUGCAGAGUGGGGUUGGUUCUCAUCAAGAUUUUGGGUUUCAUGAUGUGGUGGAGGAUCAAGGUUAUGGCGCCUUUGAAGAACACAAUACAGGGAGUUUGAAUCUGGGGAUGAGCAGCAUUGCUAACCCUUCUCUGCAAGCAACAUCUUGUUCUGAAAUUCCUUUCAAUGGCUCAAAUGCUACCGUUUUCUCUGCUUCAGCGAACAAUCUGUUCCCAGGUUCACUACCUCCUGGUUUGUUCCAACAGCAACAACAAUUGGUUGAGCCUUUGGAUGAGAAGCCACAAAUUUUCAAUCCACAUAUGGUGAUGAAUCAAAACCAAGCUCAGUUUAAUCAAAAUCCUGCGAUGUUUAUGCCACUCUCGUAUUCCCAAUUGCAAGACCACCACUUCCUUUCCCCACCUCCGGCAAAAAGGCAUAAUUCCGGUGGCUUUGGACCCAGUUACCCGGGCCAGAGAUUGCCGUUUUUGAAUCCGGGUCAAGAGCUAAUGGCUCGGGUACAACAGCAGCAGCAGCAACAACAUCAGCAGCAACAACAACAUCAGCAGCAGCAGCUUCUGUUGCUUCCACAACAUCUCCAACACAGGCCAGUAAUGUUAGCCGCGAAGGACAAAAUGGUGAACAAUCUGGAAGGGGAUAAAGAAUUGAUGAACAACCACCAGCUUCAUCAAGCGAUAGUUGACCAGCUUGUCAAUGCAGCAGAGCUGAUCGAAACAGGCAAUCCGUUACUCGCGCAAGGGAUAUUGGCGCGGCUCAAUCAACAGCUCUCUCCUAUUGGUAAGCCUUUUCAAAGGGCUGCUUUUUAUUUCAAGGAGGCCUUGGAAUUACUACUUAACAUGAACAACUCUCACUCUUCUGCUAAUUUGUCACCUUUUAGCCUCAUUUACAAGAUUGCUGCAUAUAAAUCAUUCUCUGAAAUCUCACCAGUUCUCCAAUUUGCCAACUUUACUUGCAACCAAGCCAUCCUUGAAUCUGUGGAAGGCUUUAAUCGUGUCCAUGUUAUCGAUUUUGAUAUUGGCUAUGGUGGGCAAUGGGCUUCUUUUAUGCAAGAGGUGGCUUUAAGAAAUGGUGGUUCGCCUCCUUCUCUCAAAAUCACUGCAUUUGUAUGCUCUUCGAUGCACGAUGAAUUCGAGCUGGCUUUCACUCAAGAAAACCUCAAGAACUUUGCUUGUGAGCUCAAUUUGGCAUUUGAACUCGAAAUUGUAAGUAUUGAGGCAUUGAACUCUGGUUCUUGGCCAUUACCACUUCAUGGCUCAGAGGGUGUGGCAGUUGCUGUCAAUCUUCCAAUUGCUUCCUUCUUGAAUUCCCGUUUAUCGCUUCCUUUGGUCCUGCGCUUUGUUAAGCAGCUUUCUCCCAAAAUUGUGGUAUCCUUGGAAAGGGGCGGCAGUGACCGGGCUGAUAUCCCAUUUCCCCACCAAAUCAUUCAAGCCGUUCACUGUUACUCAAGCCUUCUUGAAUCAUUAGAUGCUGUAAAUGCAAAUCUAGAUGCCCUGCAAAAGAUUGAGCGGUACUUGCUCCAACCAAGCAUUGAAAAGAUUGUAAUGGGCUGCCAUCUUUCUCCUAAAAGGACACCGACACCUUCUUGGAGGACUCUGUUUUUGUCAUCUGGGUUCUCCCCGGUGACAUUCAGCAAUUUCACCGAGUCCCAAGCGGAUUGCUUGGUGCAACGGACUCCAGUUGGGGGUUUCCAUGUUGAGAAGAGACAGUCUUCGCUUGUGCUCUGCUGGCAGCGGAAGGAUCUCAUCUCAGCCUCAGGGUGGCGGUGCUGAAGAACCAGCAUUUUGACAUUGGUUCUACCUGUUAAUUUUCGUCUCCAAGAUGCUUCAUAACUUACUGCUUAGUUUCGGAUCUUUUUGAGUUUUCUUGCUUCUAUGCUAAUUGUCUAUGGUGCUGUAGGCCUAUUGUUUGUAAUGAAGAAACCAGACAUUUAAAAGUAACUCAAUGGCUUUGUACAGUUUUUUUCUUUGCAA
Messenger RNA from Rosa chinensis, 2956 nucleotides. Its product is annotated as scarecrow-like protein 6. The transcript has a single exon. Gene Ontology annotation, biological process: regulation of DNA-templated transcription. NCBI's taxonomy places the organism in Eukaryota, Viridiplantae, Streptophyta, Magnoliopsida, Rosales, Rosaceae. Bases 527 to 2755 code for a protein of 742 amino acids. The record is from RefSeq and is a predicted model, not a curated record. Gene Ontology annotation, cellular component: nucleus. Gene Ontology annotation, molecular function: DNA-binding transcription factor activity; sequence-specific DNA binding.